Molecule: messenger RNA, 856 nt
Organism: Ziziphus jujuba (common jujube)
Lineage: Eukaryota; Viridiplantae; Streptophyta; Magnoliopsida; Rosales; Rhamnaceae
Product: basic blue protein
Exons: 2
Coding region: 125-499 (124 amino acids)
Cellular component (GO): plasma membrane
Molecular function (GO): electron transfer activity
Source: RefSeq, a predicted model, not a curated record
GUCCACAACCACCCCCAAUAAAAGCUCCCAAUAUUUUCUCCUCCCUUUAAACUCAUCUUUUCUCCUCUACCCUUAGUUUUCUCUCUUGGUCUGUGAUUCUGCAAUUGUGGCGUUGAACCAAAAAAUGGGUCAGGAAAGAGGCAGUGCAAUGGUUGCAACAGCAUUUCUUGUGUUGUUGUUGCUCCUUCAUUCCGAACCUGCUAGUGCAGCCACCUACACAGUUGGCAAUGCAGGUGGCUGGACCAUCAACGUUGCCAGUUGGCCCAAAGGAAAGCGCUUUCGGGCUGGUGAUACACUCGUAUUUAACUAUGCGACAGGAGUUCACAAUGUGGUAGCAGUGAACAAGGCAGGCUACAAAACAUGCAAGACUCCAAAGGGUGCAAAAGUGUAUCAGACUGGAAAGGAUCAGAUCAAGCUUGCCAAGGGACUCAACUUCUUCAUUUGCAAUUUCCCUGGUCACUGUGAGUCUGGGAUGAAAAUAGCCGUCAAUGCAAUCUGAUCAGUGAUACAUGUUGAUGGAGCUCUAUAUAAUUAUUUAUAAAUUAAGCUUAAUUAGCUGUGUGACUUUUUAUUAGGAUUUCUGUCCAAAACUAAUGCUGCUUGUGGAUGAAGAAAUAAUGAGACUAUAGAAAAGUUUUAGGAAAAUUAUUAUUCUAUGAGUGUACUAGAAAUAUGAGUGAUCUAAAUAUAUAUAUAUACACAUAAGUAGGCACGGGAAAAGAAACAGCUAAUGUUGACCUUUACUACUCUUUAGUUGUCUGGUUAUCAGCAAGUCUUAUAAAUAAUCAUUGUAUAAUGGCUUGGCAUAUAAACUAGGAAUAAAUAUUGCAGUUUAGUACUUUAUAUUAGUACUUUA